AACUUUAGCUGGGCUACCUGCCCAGACGGAUAUUUCCUGAAGGGUUUUUAUUACUCAAAUGGCUCUUCGUUUAGAAACAUUGAACAUGUAAGUUGCUGCAGGCCAAGAAAUUUUAAAAAUGCACAUCUGGAUUGCCAUGAAAAAACACGGAUUUCUUUACAAAGUCAAAGAUGGGACACUUGCGAAGCUUGGUCCUAUCUGGUUGGCUUUUAUGGAGUACUCUGCGAAGGAUCCGCUUGUAUUGAAAAGUUAAGAUGCUGUAGAAUGCCCCCACCAGGUAAACACUCUCAGUUAAUUAUUUGCUUCUUAAACUAUGUGAUAAAAAUAAUGAAUGAUAUUCGGCUUCUUUGUAUUGGGUUGUUAUUGUGUAAUAGGCUCACUUUUCAAUAUAUAUAACUGCAAAAGAGCUGUCUCGCUAAUUUGCGCUAAAAUUUGAAUCAAAAUCUGAAAAAAAGCUGCAAAAUUAUUUUCCCCUACUAGCUGUACUACUCUUGGGAGACUCUUCUUCACACUUUGUUUAAAUACUUCACGUUCCGCUGGAUUAAAGAUCGCUUUAUUUUAAGUUACUAAAAAUAUGUUGUGAGUUGAUUUCUUCAGUUAUCAUCCUGAGAAGCUCAUUGGGACGCUAGGUUUACCGGCGAAAUAAUUGCAAAGUUUACAAGAAGAGCAUGAAAUCUCUUCUGGCUAAGUCCAGAAGAAGGGAAUUCAAAGUCUCCUCUUAACUGGUUCGACAAGACUGCGCUCCCCUUUCCUUAUAUUAAAUGCCUUUCUUCCCUUUAGAGAUGUUAAUCCUUGGUCACUGGCUGCUAGAUGGAAAGGAUCAAAAUAUAACGUUAGUCAUGUAAAUUGCUUUUUUUUAAAAUAUAGCAGGCACAGAGCUUGUAAAUAGGGGAAAAUGGAAAUCAAAGAAGGCUGACUUCGUUCAACCGAAUACCAUUCUUCCUUGUCUUUCUUACAUAAUGUUUCUUAGUUUACUGGCUUAAGUCCUCCGCCUAAUUUUUCAUAUCCAGCUGGCAUGGGUCUGUGUUCAGGACAUAGAUAUACUGUUAAUGAUAUGGCAUUGAUGUUCCAGGUUAUGCAGAUCUCGAAUUAAGGCUGUUAUUCACCUCGGCCUUCGGCUUUGGUGGGUAACAUUUCCCUCGAUCUGCAUAACUCUUAAUAUCAUACGAAAGGCGAAUUCAAAGAUUGUUAAAUAUACAGCCCGCCAAAUGCGGUAUAUAUCUUCUAAUUAUUUUUUUCUUUACUGUAGCUUUAGCAAACCACUGGAUUUUGUCAAAGGAUGGUGUUCAGGCAGCAUGGCUCCUCGUUUUGUUCAACAUUCAUUCGCUACUGCCCCAGCAGUUCAUCUUAACGGCAGGAGUUUUACCAUUUGCUGCUGGAUAAAACAAACGCGGUUAUCUGGAACACAGACAAUCUAUAAUGAUUGGCAGAAUCCAUGGCAGUUUCAGCUUAUCAUCUUUGGUGAUCGGCUGGAAUUUGAGCGCCAUAGCCAUGGCAUUACUGAAUGGUGGUACUUUAGAAGUGCUAAACUUUUAUUAAAUACCUGGACGCACCUUGCAGUCACCUGGAACCACGUGACAGGUAAUGCCUACCUUUACAGUAACGGCACCAUAGUGGGUAGCAGAUCGUUUACUCCUGGGACUAAGUUUUACACACUUACGGGUAACCCUUACAAGAUUGCCAACGACGGUCACUGGAAUGAUCAACAGUUCUACGGAUCAGUGAUGGAUUUGUAUGUUUUUGGCACCGCACUGUCCCGUGAUGAAAUUGCCAAAGUAAGAGGUAGGUAAGAAAGUUCAAGUCUUGAAAGUCAUUUAAAACUCCCAAAGAGCUUUCCAUUCUAUCUCUGUUUUCCCAAAAACAUUUGAUUUCAAUUACGACAGUGAUUAAAUCACAGGUAACCCAGGCUCACUGUUUGUGUCACGAACGGGUUUCAUAACAUGAGUAAAUAUAGAUAACAUAUCGGGCGACGUUUAGGUCUGGAAAUUUGGUAGAAAAUGGAAAUAAAAAUCAAUAAAACUUACCAUGAGGCGAGUUGUUGUCCUUAAUAUGCACACGAAGUUUCGAGAAAAGUAGUUUGCUAUAUCUUCCCUACAUAGUAUAGUGGCAAGGUAGGAGGCUGACGACAGCGUCGUGGCUCCGAUCGACCCUAAACUAGCACGAUUUUUUUUCGCGAAAAUCGAAUCCAGUCGCUGAAUAAACACGCCAGGCUCGUUGAACAUGAAUUUCUCUAAACCCUGAAACCACUGAAGCAUCUCCAGCUAGCAACGCUAUGCAGUGACCCUGCUGAGUUUACCCACCACUGUAAAUCACUGCGAGACAACUCAGACAGUUGCAUAAAUGAUCAAAGUUACCCUUGUUUAAGCGCAAGGCCUCAGUUUUGUCCAUGUCCAGUGACAUAAAAUGCAAGGGCCCCAGCUUUGCUGCCAGAAAAUUUGAUAUGAGCAACCCAUGCCAAGAGUGGAUGCCUAGUUGUGGGGUGUGGGCACUGCAAAAGGCCUUGACAGGUAUGAAUUAUCUUCUCGAUCUUCUCAGAAGUUGGAUAGACUGUCAUUGUAAUUGAGUCUAUAAUAAAGCCAUAAAGGUGAUUCGCUGUUGCGGAACAAAGGAUGAUUUUUCAGGGUGUACAGUAAACCCGAGGGAAUCAAAUAAUUUGACAGUAUCCCAAACAUUUCUUUCACAGUCAUCAUAGUCAUCACCCUGGAGAUAUGAGUCAUCAAUAUGACUUGCUGAAAGGUGACCCAGCUGUCUUUAAUGUGAAUAUACUGGCUUUAAUAAUUUAGUAAACUUCCUGGGGCAAAAUGCCAAUCCAUUUGGAAAGCAAACAUACUUAUACAGUUUUCCUGGCCACUGAAACUUCAGGUAUUUUUGGUCUGCAGUGGCGAUAGGUACAGAACAAUAAGCAUCCUUUAAGUCUAUUGACGCCAUAAAUCACCCGAGUUUUAUCAUAUGUACAACAGUAUUAAGUGAGUCCAUUCUAAAAUAGUGAUAUUGCACAUGAGUGUUUAGGCACUUGAGAUUUAAAAUAACUCUGAAGGAGCCAUCCUUUUUGGCCAAGUGAAAACAGGAGAGACAUAUUCCUCUUCUUCGUGACUACUUGGGGUAAGAACACCUUGAGCAAGUAGUUUAUCUAUUUUGGUAUCAAUAACAUGCUGUUCAUCAAAAUCAAGGAUUUUCUUCGCUUUGGGAACUACUCUUUGAUAUGGAGUCCUAGCAAAUUCAAUUGGCUGGCCUAAUAUCAUUUGCAAUAUCUCAGGGUCUGAGGUUAAGGCCUGCCACUGAUUAUAAUAUUCUCUCAACCCCCUGCUUAAAAGCAGUGAACUUUGUACUCAAGAUACUGUAACAUAUUUACCUUAUCUGUAGGAAUAUCAGUAGCAUUUCACUGGCUGGAUUUCCUCGCGGUUUACCGUGGUUUGUAGAAAUUAUUGUGUGGCCGUUAAGACCGGCUCCUCUUUCCUAAAAGAGGCUUUCCAGUAGGGUGAGAAGAUUUGCCCUUCCAACCAUCGCUAUGGUUUCGAUAAGAUGGCUUUGCAGUAGUCGUAUGGCCAAUUUUGUUAGUCGCUUUGAUAUUGUUAAGCUGAGAGUGCAGCUCAUCGCCAAAUAACAAGCCCGUGAUGGGUACUUGAGAGCCACACAACGAGGAAUAUUCGUCAUUUAAGUUUGGUUUGAUAGCGUCCCGUCGACGGUAAGACAGCUCAAUGUUUACAUGGCCUAACAAUGCCAGAGCGUCGGCGUUAUACGUGACUAAUUUCCCCAAUUUCUCAGUGAGAGCCAACGCUGAAGUCUUCUCAGGAUCUGCACGGAUGGCCAGCAGUGUGUCAAAUUUGGCGACAGCACUACCGACUUUGACAAGUACUUUCUGAAUGUUUGCAAGCCGUAAAUCCGCGCUCUUGGUCCCAUGCUUCAGCUUAUUCAAUAUAUCGGGGUUGACCUUUGGCACAGUUAAUUUCUCACAAUUAUCGGGUCGAUUGUAUUUCGCCAAUUUUUCUUUUAAUUUUGCUUCCUCCAACUUAGAAUCCCAUCGCUUAUUGACGAUAUACGCCAAUUUCUGAGCGACUUUCGGGUCAGUUUAAUUGUCCGACUCAAAGUCUUGAGCAAUUUCAUUGAGCAAUGCGUCCUCUGUGACACAGCUGCCCGGUUUUGGCUGGUCGCCGUUGGGCGGGAAAUUGAGUUCCUGGGAAUCUGACUGUUCAGGGUCUGAAUCUCCGCUAUCGCUCAUUGCACUAGGUGCAGGAGGUUGUCUUCUCCUUUUCGGUGGUGUAGCAUGGUCUUCUGGUGCGUCAGCUAAACGUUUCAUUCCAUGGGCAGCAUGGUGGAAUUCAUUUGGGUUAUGGCCGACAAUACGUUAUCACUACUUUGUCUGUGCCCUGGGGCGAGUGAUUCGCUGACUCAUUUUCUUCAGAAGGUAAAUUGUCUUCUUCUGCCGGUGAAAGGGGGUCCGUUUCACUCAUAUUUUCGGCAGCCAUACGGCGAUUUUCUCGGUGUUCGCUCAGCACUGAGCGAGCAAAACAACAAACGUCCGACCUUCCCGAAGGAUCGCACACAACUGAUCUUCCCGGGUUCGUGCGCUUUCUCACGUGACUCCGUAGCGACCAAUGACCAAUAACGAAACAGAACUGUCUUCUUUACUGUAAAAAAAAGUAUACAUGAUUCCAACAAAAAGCAGUUUUUAACUUUCCAAAAAAGGUGCUCAGAUGAUUGUAUAAUCACCCUUGCUUCAGUCUCAAGAAUUUUAACAUCACUUAUUUUAUUCAGGUGUCCCUAUAAUUUUGAAUAAAGACAAGGAAGUAGCAGGAGAAACCGUUGUUAUUAUAUGGGCACCACCGCUGAAUGGUGCCUGUUUUGUCUUGGGGUAUAAAGUCUACUACAGAAAGGUUUCAUUGGUAGAGACUAGUCCUUGGAGGUCCGUAACCGUGGACAAAAAUUGUUCGAACCACACCUUGCACCUGGGUUGUUGGAAGGAGUAUGAGGUCGCAGUUACUUCACUUAGUGCUGCAAAUGCAAACACUGACAGCACUGAGAGCAGUUUUAGUGACAGCAGGAUAUGGAACUUCAAAGUUAGGAGAGGUAAGUUUGGGUAUAAUUCAUAGUUAUUGAUUUCUCAGCCCAGGGCAAGCUUUGCUGUAAUUUGGUACUAAUUUAUCUCAUUUUUACAUAAAAGGAGGAUGCAUGAUCCUUAAAGGGGCUGCAAAUUUUCUUUUACUUUUAAUGCAAGACGUGUCGGUCGCGUCGGUUAAUAGGGUGCUUAAGCAACGACGACGGCGACGGCAAACGGCAAAGAAGAUAUGGGUGUAGAUUUGAAAAACAACAACUUUGCACGUGCAGCACACUCUUUUGUAGAUUUCUUUGCAGUCACUGCACGACUAUGAUGUGAAACUGCCUGAUUUCACCAGAAUUUCAAGUUUCGUGGAGGACUUGAACACAAGGCAACGACUUCCCUUUUCUUAUUCUAAACUUCGAUAGAUGAGUCCUUUAGAAUUCAAGUCCAGAAAAAUUUGCCCAUAUUUGAAGUUUAAAGCAGCGCGAAUUAACUUUUCAAGUGAAUUUUUCGUAGCCAUCGCUGUCGUUGUUGCUUAAGUUACCUGAUUUAGUCUUUCGUAAACAGCUAGCUCUUUUUGCCUAAAACAGGUGGUCCCUUUCACGUUAUUAGAAGACUGGACUCUAAGUCUAUCUUCCUAUCUCAUCAAAAUGUUCGUGUCACGGAAAAUGGUAGAAAUGUGACGGUGGCGACAAUGGUGAAGGGAAACCAGUUUUUCAAAUCUCAAACAAAAUGGAAUGGAUUAUUUUAUUGCUUUAUAAUGAUGUUGGGAAUUAAUAGAAAUGUGGUGUUGGUGGUGGUGGUGGAGGGAAAACAAUAGAGAUGCAGUGGUGGUGGUAAGGAAAAACAAUUGAAAUGUGGUGGUGGUCUUGGGAGAAAAAAGAGAAAUGUGGUGGUGGUGGAGGAAAAUAAUAGAAAUGUGGUGGUGGUGGUGGUGGUGGUGGUGGAGGAGUAGUAAAAACAAUAGAAAUGUAGUGGUGGUGGUGGUGGAGGAAAAACAAUAGAUAUGUGGUGUUGGUGGAGGAAAAUAAUAGAAAUGUGGUGGUGGUGGUAAAAAGGGAAAACAAUAGAAAUGUGGUGGUGGUGGUGCUGGUGGAAAGGGAAAAUAAUUAAAAUUUAGGGGCGGUCCUGGAGGGAAAACAAUAGAAAUGUGGUGAUAGUGACGGAGAGGGCAAACAAUUGAAAUGUGGUGGUGGUGACGGAAAGCAAUAGAAAUGAGGUGGUGGUCUUGGAGGGAAAACAAUAGAAAUGUGGUGGCGGUAUACAGUUUCACUAUUCAAGGUUGGUAUCAUUACAAAUAAAUUGUCUUUAAACGAAAGGAGGAUGUAGGGUCGACGUGGGUUGGGUAGAUGAGGGAUCGAUGUAGGGUCGAUGAGGGGUAGAUCGGUGAAGGAUCGAUGUGUGCUCGAUGUGAGGUGGAUUCGGCUCAAAAAAUGAGCAAAAAAGAAAGGAGGGAAAGUGAAAAUUUGUUUUUUUUUUUUUUAAAAAAGAGCUAGUUUGCCGUCGUCCUCAUUACUAUGCGAGAUUUGCGCGCCAAGAACAAGUGAACCACAAUUGGUACAAUUUGUUGGACAAUGA
This is a messenger RNA of Porites evermanni, 6616 nucleotides long. The record is from the annotation of a GenBank genome assembly. Lineage: Eukaryota; Metazoa; Cnidaria; Anthozoa; Scleractinia; Poritidae.